AUGCCAUUGGCCUGCCGUCUACUAUGGCGACUGGCUUCCUUGCGGAAACGCCAUCCGAUCCCGACCUUUAUUCGAACCCAAAGUGCCAACUCCCUUAUCCUUAUGGCCAUUCUCUCCCAGACUGACCCUUGUCGGCUCUGGCAACCCUGGAUUUGGAAAGCCCUGCUUUGGUCCCUGACCCCAUGUGCCUUAUCAACGAUCCAACGCCUCUACCGGCGGAUAACGGAUGACAACCCGAUAUGCUCGAUUAACUCACCGCCGCGACGCUGA
Molecule: messenger RNA, 270 nt
Organism: Colletotrichum abscissum
Lineage: Eukaryota; Fungi; Ascomycota; Sordariomycetes; Glomerellales; Glomerellaceae
Exons: 1
Coding region: 1-270 (89 amino acids)
Source: RefSeq, a predicted model, not a curated record